Molecule: messenger RNA, 3153 nt
Organism: Thamnophis elegans (Western terrestrial garter snake)
Lineage: Eukaryota; Metazoa; Chordata; Lepidosauria; Squamata; Natricidae
Gene: GRK2
Product: G protein-coupled receptor kinase 2
Exons: 21
Coding region: 688-2868 (726 amino acids)
Biological process (GO): protein phosphorylation; regulation of signal transduction; G protein-coupled receptor signaling pathway
Molecular function (GO): ATP binding; G protein-coupled receptor kinase activity; G protein-coupled receptor binding
Source: RefSeq, a predicted model, not a curated record
AAGCAACCUCUCCUUAUUGCCCGCCAGCAGCGCGGGUGCUGUUGAAGUUGCCCCCAAAGGAUCCGGAGCGCUGCGUCCAGAGAGAGACCUUUGCUCCUGCGAGGCUGCGGGGGAGGAGGAGUCCCGCGGGCGAGGAGGAGGAAGCAGCCCGGCUCCGCUCCUAGGCUUCGAUCCGCGCCCGGGCGUGAACCGAGCCUGCCUUCCCUUCCCAAAGCGGGGCUGCUUUGACGGCGCCUUUUCCUCCAGGCCGGGCUUGCGCUCCGCCUCGGGGAGAGAGAGAAACCCCGACGGACCCAGCGCUCGAGUUCCAAAGCAGCUCCCUCUCCGCGUUGACAGGCAGCGAAAGCGCAGCCCUCCCCUCUUGUACGGACACACAUAACUACUGCGCGCCUAGCCCCAGAGAAGGCACGGCAGCGGCGAGCAGGCGAAGGAGCCAGCGGCGUCGGUGCAGAAACAAGGUGGACGCGCGGCUUCCCGCACAGGCAUCAUGUGGGUCUGUUGGUAAGAGGGGUGGGGGGGAACCGAUCCCCGCUCCUCCGCCCCGCUCCCUCUCCCGCGGCACGCGCAGCGGCACCCGCUCCGGCAAGGCAGAAGGAGACGGGCCCCCCCGGAGGCCGCGGGGAAUAAUCGGAGAAUUGAUUGUGGGGGGGAAAAGGAAAGCAGAAGAAGAAAAUAUUUCCUGGCAAGAUGGCCGACUUGGAGGCUGUGCUCGCCGAUGUGAGCUACUUAAUGGCUAUGGAGAAAAGUAAAUCGACUCCGGCGGCUCGAGCUAGCAAGAAGAUCAUCCUACCUGAACCGAGCAUCCGCAGUGUUAUGCAGAAAUACUUGGAGGAUCGGGGUGAAGUUACCUUUGACAAGAUAUUUUCUCAAAAGAUUGGAUUCCUCCUAUUCCGAGAUUUCUGCUUGAAUCAGGUGGAGGAGGCCAAACCACUGGUGGAAUUCUAUGAAGAGAUCAAAAAAUAUGAGAAGUUGGAUUCUGAUGAGGAUCGAGCGAUUAAGAGCCGCCAGAUCUUUGACAUGUACAUCAUGAAGGAACUGUUGUCCUGCUCUCAUGUGAGUGCUUCGGACACUUGCUGCCAUGUGAGAGAGUCUGAAAAGGCCCUUGGGAAUGGGCAGAAAGACCGCUUCAUAAUCACCUUGAACGAGAUCCUUGAAAAUCCCUUCUCAAAAACUGCCACAGAAUAUGUGCAAACCCGUCUGAGCAAAAAACAAGUGCUGCCUGACCUGUUCCAACCAUACAUUGAAGAGAUCUGCCAAUGUCUGCGUGGGUCAGUCUUCCAAAGGUUCAUUGAGAGUGACAAAUUCACACGCUUCUGCCAGUGGAAAAAUGUGGAGCUGAACAUCCAUCUGACCAUGAACGACUUCAGUGUCCAUAGGAUCAUCGGACGUGGCGGAUUUGGAGAGGUCUAUGGCUGCCGGAAAGCAGACACGGGAAAAAUGUACGCCAUGAAGUGUCUAGAUAAGAAGCGUAUUAAGAUGAAGCAGGGGGAGACAUUGGCUUUGAAUGAACGCAUCAUGCUGUCUCUUGUCAGCACUGGGGAUUGCCCCUUCAUCGUGUGCAUGUCAUAUGCCUUCCAAACACCCGACAAGCUCAGCUUCAUCCUGGACCUCAUGAAUGGGGGUGAUCUACAUUAUCACCUCUCCCAGCAUGGGGUCUUCUCGGAGACAGAGAUGCGUUUCUAUGCAGCAGAGAUCAUCCUGGGCCUGGAACAUAUGCACAAUCGCUUUGUGGUUUAUCGUGACCUCAAGCCAGCCAACAUCUUGCUAGAUGAAUUUGGCCAUGUCCGCAUCUCAGAUUUGGGACUCGCCUGUGACUUCUCCAAAAAGAAGCCUCAUGCCAGUGUUGGCACACAUGGGUACAUGGCACCAGAGGUUUUGCAAAAAGGCGUGGCCUAUGACAGCAGUGCUGAUUGGUUUUCUUUAGGCUGCAUGCUCUUCAAGCUUCUGAGGGGGCAUAGCCCUUUUCGACAGCACAAGACUAAAGACAAACAUGAGAUUGAUCGCAUGACACUCACUAUGGCUGUGGAGCUGCCAGACUCCUUUUCACCUGAGCUACGAUCUUUGCUGGAGGGACUUUUACAGAGAGAUGUCAACCGUCGGCUGGGCUGUAUGGGUCGUGGGUCACUUGAAAUAAAGGAGAAUUCAUUUUUCCAGGGUGUGGAUUGGCAGAUGGUUUUUCUCCAGAAGUAUCCUCCACCCUUGAUUCCACCACGCGGGGAGGUAAAUGCAGCAGAUGCUUUUGACAUUGGCUCAUUUGAUGAAGAAGACACCAAAGGAAUUAAGCUAUUGGAUAGUGACCAGGAGCUCUAUCGCAACUUUCCACUCACCAUCUCAGAGCGCUGGCAGCAGGAGGUGACAGAGACUGUAUUUGAUACAGUCAAUGCUGAGACUGACAAGCUGGAGGCCCGCAAAAGAGCAAAGAACAAGCAGUUGGGCCAUGAGGAAGAUUAUGCCUUGGGCAAAGACUGCAUCAUGCAUGGCUAUAUGUCAAAACUAGGGAACCCUUUCCUUACUCAGUGGCAGAGGCGAUACUUCUACCUCUUCCCAAAUCGUUUGGAAUGGCGUGGAGAGGGAGAAUCUCCGCAAUCCCUGCUCACUAUGGAAGAGAUCCAGUCAGUGGAGGAGACACAAGUAAAAGAUCGAAAAUGCAUCCUGCUUAAGAUCCGGGGAGGCAAGCAAUUUGUUUUGCAGUGUGAUAGCGAUCCAGAGCUGGUGCAAUGGAAGAAGGAGCUGCGUGAUGCUUAUCAAGAAGCUCAACAGCUGCUGCAGAGGGUACCCAAAAUGAAACAUAAGCCACGUUCUCCAGUGGUAGAGCUAAGCAAGGUCCCACUGAUUCAGCGCAGCAGCAGCAGUACCAAUGGCCUCUGACCUUCCUUGACUUCAUUUCCCAUCCUUAAUUUAUUCAGCUGGAUUUGCCCACCAUCCCCACCCUCUCUCCUGUCUCUUCUUGCUGAUCAUUGUGACGUCCACCCAACCCCCAGGGAUAUCAUGAGGGGGUGGGGGUAUUCAGAAAGCAUGGGACAGGUUCCCUCCUCCCCUAUCCCCUCUGCACAUGGGGAUCAAUACCCAUUCCAGGGGCAGGAGACUGAUAAGGUGGAUAAGAGUCUACUCAUUCCUUACUGAGCAAGGCUGAAAUUAAGGCCUUGCCCCUAA